AUGACGUUGCUCUGUGUCUGUAUGUUUACCAAUCUCUUUGGGAUGGUGGUGGAGUUAAACACAGAUAUCCUUUUGCUGAUUGCCUUUUGGAGACAAAGACUUGUGCUUUUAAUCAAUUCUAACCUAAGAAUUUCUAAACCCACCCAUAACCUAAAACUGCUCUCCUUCCCGGUAUCCCAACUUUUUGGAGAUUCCAGCUUUCGAUGUGGAUGGACUCCCCUUAUGUAUACUGCUAGCGUUGCCAAUGUAGAACUUGUUCGAGUCCUUUUGGACAAAGGUGCUAAUGCAAGCUUUGAUAAGGAUAAGCAAACUAUUUUGAUAACUGCGUGCUCUGCUCGUGGCUCAGAACAGAUUUUGAAGUGUGUAGAGCUACUACUUUCAAGAAAUGCUGACCCAAAUGUCCCUUGUAGGAGACUUAUGACUCCAAUCAUGUAUGCUGCACGAGAUGGCCACCCUCAGGUUGUGGCUCUCCUUGUUGCUCAUGGAGCGGAAAUUAACACCCAGGAUGAGAAUGGCUAUACUGCUUUAACAUGGGCAUCACGUCAAGGUCAUAAAAAUGUAGUUUUGAAGUUGCUGGAACUUGGAGCUAAUAAAAUGCUACAAACCAAAGAUGGAAAGACACCAAGUGAGAUUGCAAAAAGAAAUAAACAUCUUGAGAUCUUCAACUUGCUUUCUUUGACUUUAAAUCCAGUAGAAGGAAAGCUUCAACAGCUAACUAAAGAAGAGACUAUUUGUAAACUACUGACAACAGAUUCUGAUAAAGAUAAAGAUAACAUAUUUAGUUCAUACACAGCAUUUGGAGAUCUGGAAAUAUUUUUACAUGGUCUUGGACUUGAACAUAUGACAGAUGUAUUAAAGGAAAGGGAUAUAACUUUAAGACACCUGUUGACCAUGAGGAAAGAUGAGUUUAUAAAGAAUGGAAUUAGUAGUAAAGAUCAGCAGAAAAUUCUGGCUGCUCUUAAAGAACUAGAGGUAGAAGAGAUAAAAUUUGGAGAAUUACCUGAAGUGGCAAAGUUAGAAAUCAGUGGUGAUGAGUUCCUCAACUUUCUUUUAAUUAAACAGUGUGGCCACUUAAUAACAGCUGUACAGAAUAUCAUUGCUGAGUUACCUGUAAAUUCUCACAAGAUAGUACCAGAAUGGGCUGCUUCCCGAAAUUUUAAUUCAGUUUGUGAAGAACUCGUUAGUAAUGUUGAAGAUUUGAGUGAAGAGGUCUGCAAACUAAAGGACUUAAUUCAAAAGUUGCAAAGUGAACGGGAAGAUGAUCCAACUCAUAUACCUUUAAUGGAAGAAGUAUCUACAUGGAACAGUAGAAUUUUGAAGAGGACAGCUAUUUCAGUGUGUGGAUUUGGGUUUCUUCUUUUCAUUUGCAAGCUGACUUUUCAGAGAAAAUAA
Molecule: messenger RNA, 1392 nt
Organism: Tupaia belangeri chinensis (Chinese tree shrew)
Lineage: Eukaryota; Metazoa; Chordata; Mammalia; Scandentia; Tupaiidae
Product: ankyrin repeat, SAM and basic leucine zipper domain-containing protein 1-like
Cellular component (GO): pi-body
Molecular function (GO): protein binding
Source: RefSeq, a predicted model, not a curated record